AUGCUGACUGACGAUCUGCCUUGGCCGGAGCUCGGAAAUGUCUCGCGCGGCGCCACGAGGGGGAACCAAGGCCAGAAGGGCGUUCUUGGACCUCCCGACAAUGAAGGGCGAUGUCUCCUACAGCUUCGCGUUCAGCCCGGCGUACUUGCGGUCCGACUGAAUCGCCAGGCGAGCGAUUGGUACCGCACGCUGGACACCGAGGUGAAUCGCGCGUUGAAGCUUACGAAGACAUACUGGCGGAAAGCGCGGCGCCGGCAGGACUACGACGCGCGCGCGGACCAGGAUCAUAUGGAACUACACGAGUGGCUACAGCAACUCAAGGACAAAGUCAUGUCACACCUCGAGGUGCUCAUGCAGAAGGGGGAGAUACAAGGACCGCCAUACCUCAUGCCCGACAACAUCGAGCUUACAUUCCUGCGCAAGUUCAUCGAACGACAAGCCGCGGGCAUUCCACACAAUCCCCGCUUGCGCCGCGCCCUCGGUCAGAACAGGCCGGGCGGCGGCGUGGACCAGCAGUUGUCCUCCAAACUCUCCGUCGGCUCCUCUCCUUCAAUCUCCCUUGCAGGAUGCAUAGGCUUCUCCGAGAAGCAAGAAUCUCAUGAAGACGACACCACCCCCGGCGACGGCGCCGAACAAGCGACAUCGCAUUCUCUACUAAACGAAGUAAACCUGAAUCGGCGUAAUCUUGCGAGCGCACGGGCUGCAUUCUUUCGCGCACAACGGGAGACCCAGGAGUCGUUCGCGCGGUAUACCUCUUGUCUGGAGGCCGAGGCACAAGCCCGGCAGCAGUUGAGCAUGCUGGAGGAGCGUCGAGACGCGCUGAUGGCAUCGCUAGCCGAGAGCUUCCGCACCGAUUACAUGGACUAUGACAUUCAAAACACCCUCGAGCGUUCUGACUCGAGAGCGAGUACAUCACAAUCGCAUGACGAAGUUAUGAACGCUAUACCAACCGGCCAUGUGGCCUUGCAAGACAACGUCGCAGCAUGGAAGACUAUGAGGGAUAUGCAAUGGUCUCACGGCGAUGCCAUGGCUGUCCCUGAUGUCUCCCGAGGUCACCACGAGCUAGCCUCAGUUGAUCAGACGUUCUCGCCCGCCGCGCGGGGACAAGAGAUGCAGAUGAACGCUCUCGGCCAGAUGGAACGCAAACACCCUCGGAGUUGGGAAGAGCUGCAGAGCCAGACAGCGUUCGAAGUGAGUGAUUCAAGACUAUACCCGGCGCAGACUUCCUGGCAACUUCUCGGUCGGUAUGCUCCUCAAUAAGGCAAUCUGCACUGGCGCCGCCUGCCCACACGGUGAUGCGUAUCGAUCAGAGUGUCGCCGUUCUCUCCGGUGUGCCGCCCAACGCGGAGCUGAGCGGUCUGGCUUUAUGACUCGGCGUGCGGCAGCUCUGAGUGCUCCUGACGAUCGCCUCGCUUAUGAUACAUGUUUCACUUAAUGCCUUCCCGACUGGACUCUCACGCGACCCUGCAUCCGUUCGCCCGAACUCCACGCGCCCACUUCAUACCUCGCAACCAUGCUGCCGGACAUUCCCUUUGUUUAUGCAUAACGUUAUUCUGUGUUAUGCUUCCCGUCUACUCACGUCGCUGUGGCAAAUUCCGAUGCUGUCGAGACAUGGACU
This is a messenger RNA of Dichomitus squalens LYAD-421 SS1, 1618 nucleotides long. RefSeq lists its product as uncharacterized. The transcript is spliced from 10 exons. The record is from RefSeq and is a predicted model, not a curated record. Lineage: Eukaryota; Fungi; Basidiomycota; Agaricomycetes; Polyporales; Polyporaceae. Bases 1 to 1260 code for a protein of 419 amino acids.